GUUGGAAGCGAAUUGAGCAAUUAUCUAGUUUACCUUCUCCUCUUGGAAGUUAACGAUUGGCGAGAUCUUGGCUGCGUUAUUGACACAACACUUUCUAUUGAUAGAAAUAAGUAGCGAUUGUCCCGAGUCAUUGGUGCGCCAAAGUAAACUGUGAUGGGCUGGCAUGAGUCCACUGGACUGAGAAGGCUGGUUCCGCCGGCGGAGGCUGUGGCGAUGGUGGCGGCGGCGAUGCUGCUUUCCCUCCUUGCAGCUCAGUGACAAGAAAAGGGGGAGAGAGAGAGUGAGAGGCACGGAGAGAGAGAGGGGGGAAAAAAAGAGGCGUCUACCAAAGCGGCUCAAAGCGGGCGAACAAAUGCAAUCCAGCCAUGGACAAUAGUGGCCACCACACGGCGACCAAAAUCCUAGCGACUCCUCCGGCCAGAGAAAGCCUGUCUGCGAGGAGCACCAUGAUCAGCACGCCCAAGCCCCUCGCCUUCUCCAUUGAGCGCAUCAUGGCGCGGACGCCCGAGCCCCGCUCCAUCCCCGUCCCGCAGCUCCUCCACGGCUCCGCGGCCAAAGGCGACCCCAAGCACCCGCUGCACCUCAACUCCUCCAUCCCCUGCAUGAUCCCCUUUGUCCCGGUGGCGUACGACCCCCUGCCCAAGGCGGCCGUGGCCGGAGCGGACCCCAGGAAGGCUCACUUAGACUCCUCUUCCUCGCCCUCCUUUAGCUGCGGCGAUCUCUUGAACUGUGCCCUGAGCUUGAAAGGAGAUUUCCCCCGCGACGCCCUGCCCUUGCAGCAGUACAAACUGGUAAGACCCCGAGUGGUCAAUCACUCCUCCUUCCACGCCAUGGGAGCCCUGUGCUAUUUCAACCGAGGCGACAGCCCUUGUCACCCGUCCUCCGGUGUCAACAUCCACCCGGUGGUUUAUUUCCUCAGCUCUCCCUUGCACCCGCAGCCCAAGGCGUACCUGGCGGAGCGGAACAAGCUGGUGCUGCCGGCCGCCGACAAGUUCCCGGCGGGGGCAGCCUUCAAGGACCUGUCGCAGGCUCAGCUGCAGCAUUACAUGAAGGAGAGCGCUCAGAUCCUCUCGGAGAAAAUCGCCUACAAGACCUCGGACUUUAGCCGCGGCUCCCCGAGCAGCAAGCCCAAAGUUUUCACCUGCGAAGUUUGUGGAAAGGUAUUUAACGCACAUUAUAACUUAACUCGCCACAUGCCGGUGCACACGGGAGCCAGACCCUUUGUUUGCAAAGUUUGCGGGAAGGGCUUCAGGCAGGCGAGCACGCUGUGCCGGCACAAGAUCAUCCACACCCAGGAAAAACCCCACAAGUGUAACCAGUGCGGCAAAGCCUUCAACCGCAGCACGACCCUGAACACCCACACGCGGAUACACGCCGGCUACAAACCUUUUGUCUGUGAAUUUUGUGGCAAAGGAUUUCACCAGAAAGGCAAUUAAAACCACAAGCUGACCCACAGCGGCGAGAAGCAGUUCAAGUGCAAUAUCUGCAACAAGGCUUUCCACCAGGUGUACAACCUCACCUUCCACAUGCACACCCACAACGACAAGAAACCCUUCACGUGUCCCACCUGCGGCAAAGGCUUCUGCAGGAACUUUGACCUCAAGAAGCACGUCCGAAAGCUGCACGACAGCGCCCUGGGACUGCCCCGGCCCCCCGCCGAGCUGGGGGGCCCCGACCCACCGCCCCUCCCGGGCCGCUGCUGCAGCCCUAAGGGCCCCGCGCCCGCCCCUUUGCAUGCACCUGUUAAGCGGUUUUUGUGUAUUAUUGCUCUAUAUCGCCACUGUUUUACGGGACUGGUUGGUUCCUCUUUUUUUUUUUUUUUUAAAGACUUUUUUUUUGGUUGUUGUUGUCGUUGUUGCAUCUCAGGUGGAGAGAUGGUUUAAAAAGAGAAAAAGAAAAGCGCCAAGCCAAUUUCUGCGGUAUUUAUUUGGGAUCUGUAUUAACCGAGCCGGGAAUGCUGCACCACUUUAAUUAUUUCGAUGUAUAUAUAUUUCCAGUGUGUUACUCCUGCCCCGUCUCCGCUGCCUGCCGGUUAUCCCUCCCCUUCUUGGUUUCCUCCUCUCCCUCUCCCCCCUGAAUAUCGUAUCUAUAUGGACAGAGCGGGUUCGCUGUGUACGGAUUUGAAAUUUCGGUUUGACUCUUGCA
Cygnus olor (mute swan) is the source of this 2145-nucleotide messenger RNA. RefSeq names its product FEZ family zinc finger 1 (gene FEZF1). Gene Ontology annotation, cellular component: nucleus. The record is from RefSeq and is a predicted model, not a curated record. NCBI's taxonomy places the organism in Eukaryota, Metazoa, Chordata, Aves, Anseriformes, Anatidae.